Molecule: messenger RNA, 879 nt
Organism: Saitoella complicata NRRL Y-17804
Lineage: Eukaryota; Fungi; Ascomycota; Saitoellomycetes; Saitoellales; Saitoellaceae
Exons: 5
Coding region: 1-879 (292 amino acids)
Biological process (GO): DNA recombination; double-strand break repair
Cellular component (GO): nucleus
Molecular function (GO): DNA binding
Source: RefSeq, a predicted model, not a curated record
AUGGAUGGAGGAGGGAAGCUCGCCAGUACGAAAAUCGUGGCGACGGAUGGGGUGGAGGCAUUUGCUGUGACGCUUACCGCCAAGGAUGUCGAUAAAGCCCAAUCCCCCGCCUCAGAGAUGGGACGGAAUGAAUGGCGCGCAAUCGUCAGCGCCGUCCUCGAAGGUCGGAGGGCGGGAAGGGGUGAGGUUGAGGUCGAUGCGGUUGUCAAAGCUGGUGACGGCAUGACUGUGAUGUUUCGCAGAAGUGUUGGUCACGCAAAGAUCCGACUUGGCGACAUAGAUAUCCUAGCCUCUGAAGCUGAGGAAGUGAGUCUGCUUGAUUGGGUGGGAGAGGGAUGUCUCAUGAGGGAGGAGGCAAUGGCCCAACUUGAACACCUCAGUGCACGAAUCGAGAAACACGAGGAAACGAUCAAGUUACUAAAAUCACAACUAGAUGAUUUAACAAAAGCAAAACGAGACCACGAAUCCCUCCUCCUCGCAAAGUUCACAGCGAUCCUCAAUACCAAAAAACGGAGAAUUCGAGCUAUGAAGUCGGCGCGGCCACUUUCUGAGAUCGAGACGUCGUCACCACGGGGUCAGAGAGGGUCACGAGGGAAGAAACGACAUGUGGACGAUGAAGAGGACGGGUCGGAUUUGGAGAUGGACGGGGAUUCGAGGGCGUCGAGUCCGCAGGCGGAGAGGGAGGAUGAGGAUGAGGCGCCGAUCGUGCAUCGGAGGCAAGUCGAAUCGCUGUCACGGCAUACGGGGUUACGGACAAUAGAGGAGGACGAGGAUAUGGAGGAAGUUAAGGACGAACCACCGAGUUCGAAUACCGGUGUUAUACGACCGGCGAGCCCAGCUGCAGACGAAGAGGAGUACGAUUCCGAUUUAGAACUCUAA